Molecule: messenger RNA, 2666 nt
Organism: Actinia tenebrosa (Australian red waratah sea anemone)
Lineage: Eukaryota; Metazoa; Cnidaria; Anthozoa; Actiniaria; Actiniidae
Product: cytoplasmic polyadenylation element-binding protein 1-like
Biological process (GO): negative regulation of cytoplasmic translation
Cellular component (GO): neuron projection; cytoplasm; synapse
Molecular function (GO): ribosome binding; mRNA 3'-UTR binding; translation factor activity, RNA binding
Source: RefSeq, a predicted model, not a curated record
GUUUUAUCUUCAAAAAGGAUGAGAGGACGAGUUUGCAGCUCAGAACGGUUGCUCCUUUGAACUGUGCAAAUCAACUCUACAAGAAUGACUCAAGAGAAUCGCGAAGGGAAAUGCUCUAUUCUGAACCAUCUUAAUGCUCUGCUAGACUCAGCAUUGGAUCCUAAUCUGGCUGGAAGGGGAUUAUUCUGCCCUCCACAAUCAAGUCAGCCUCCUCCAACAACCUACUACAAUAAUCCAUAUUUUAGCUCCUAUUAUCAAGUCACACCGCCGGACUCACGAUCUGCAAGCCCCAUGAACUAUGAAGACAAGUUAUCUGAACAUCUAUUGCAUAACUUAGCAACGUCAAGUGUCAUGGGUACUCCUUCACCUCCAGGGAGUAUGCCAUCAUCUCCAAUGGGUUUCAAGUCCUCCCAGUCUCCUUGUGCUGCAUUCCCAUUCUCCCCCCUGACACCAGACAGUGACAUCAGCCCCAUCAGACCUUCGUACAGUGGAGUGCUGAUGUCUGGGGAUUCCACUGCCAGGCAGCAGUUGUUUCGAGCUUCUGCUUCUCAAGUUGAGCAGGACUUAAUGGCAGUUACAGGAAGAAGCUUGCUUACUGACCCCCGGUGGGGUAGUAGCAAGAUGUCUGGUUUCCUUGGUGAUCUGACAGGACAGGAUUGGCUUCAACGUCAGUCACUCUUACAGCAAGCCCCAGAUUUCAUGAGAUUGAACAUGAAGAAAUGGUCUGGUCAACUGCCUCGCAGGAACUACAAGAAUACAAGCUACUCAUCCAAAGUAUUCCUGGGUGGAGUCCCUUGGGAUAUCACUGAAGCAUCAUUGCUGCUGUCAUUCAAGCCAUUUGGUAACGUGAAGAUUGAAUGGCCUGGUAAAGCAGAUGGACGUCACUUACAUCACCCACCUAAAGGUUAUGUGUAUCUAAUCUUUGACUCAGAGAAGUCUGUCAAGGCUUUAUUAACCUCUUGUACUCAUGAUUUCACUAAUGGAGGAGAUUGGUAUUUCAAGAUAUCCAGCAGACGAAUGAGAUGUAAAGAGGUACAAGUGAUUCCCUGGGUGUUGUCAGACACCAAUUAUGUACGUGGCCCUCAUCAGCGUCUGGAUACCAGUUGGACCGUGUUUGUUGGUGGUCUUCACGGCAUGCUUAACGCGGAGGGGCUUGCAUACAUCAUGAAUGAGCUGUUUGGUGGAGUAGUGUAUGCUGGGAUAGAUACCGAUAAACACAGGUAUCCCAUAGGAUCUGGUCGCGUGACAUUUGACAACCACAAGAGCUUCAUGCAGGCUGUACGGGCUGGUUUUAUCGAGAUAGAGACACCUAAGUUCACAAAAAAGGUACAAGUAGACCCUUACUUGGAAGACUCUCUAUGUGAGACAUGUCAUGCUACCCAAGGCCCAUUCUUCUGCCGUGAGGAAUCGUGCUUCAAGUACUACUGUCAUUCCUGUUGGAUGUGGCAUCAUUCAAUCGAGGGUUACCGUGACCACCGACCACUGACACGCACCAGCAAGUCUGCAGGCUCUCCCAUGUAGACUCAAGACAGGUACAAGUCUUUGGUUGACUGAUAUUCAAGAGAUGUUUACAGGUUUUGUUAAUGGUAACGUAUCAUGUAUGGUAAAAAUUAAGGUCGACCUCUUAUACCUUGUUGCUAGGAGAUGGUUAGUUCUCUUUGCGUUGCCAUAGCGACCUGUUGUGAUGGUGAUGUGGUGUGUUUGUAAAUAGUUUUGUUUUCAAGUGUUUUCAAGCCAUGUUUAUUGAUCAUGACGGGGUUUUCCUUUGAGAUUUUUGAGAUAUUUUCCCAGCUCUUACGGUUAACUUAAUAUGCAUUUGAGGCUUCGUCCUUAUGAGUGCUUUGCACGUGACCUACACGUGACAUGCAUGUAAUCUACACGUUACAUGCACGUGAUUUACGUGUGACCUACACUUGACAUGCACUUGACAUGAACGUGAUCUACAUGUGACAUGCACGUGACCUACACGUGACGUGCGUACACGUGACCCAGGUCUAAGUGCAUUAUUUUCAUACAUUUGGAACUUUUCAGAAUAACAGAAUAAGUCUUAGAUGUGGGAUUGUUCCAUUACUUUAUUAUUCUCGCUUGUUAACUUUUUUUUGGCCGAAAAACACGACUUUUUCAACUUAAAAUGAUAUGAAUUUGACCGGCCGAGCACCUAGCAGCAGUGCCGUGAAUAGAGCCGGAUCGAGCUAACAGAGCUGGUCUUGUGUUUUUGCAUGAGAUGUACAUAUUCCUUUAAUUCUUGCCCAGGAACUUUUUGAAAUGCAGAUAUUCAGACCUAUCAACCAGAUAGCUAGUUUUUAAAAUAUUUAUGAUCAAAACAGAAAAUAAACAUCGUUAGCUUUUUUCCUUUUUGUAAAAUUAUUUGACAAUUUCUUUUAAUUUCAUAUUUCCUUUCUAAGUUUUCAUAGCUCAUUUUGAAGUUUAGCUCGGGGGGAGGGGAGGAAGGAGUUUGUUGUAUUCCCCCACCCCUCUACACAUAGUAUUGUUUAGUUUAUUAUGGCACUCGGGUUUUAUGGAUAACUUUGCGUGUGAAUAACACAGUUCUUUGAGUGAAUGGUUUUAUAUGUUUGUGAGCGCAGUUGAAUAGUAUAAUAUUUAUCGUCUUUUAAGAUUUCAUUUGUCAGUCUUGUAAUAACUUAUUAAUUGACUUGGAAAGGAAU